CUAGGCAUGCAGAUUGCUUCUACAAACAUUUGUGAAAGAAUGGGUUGCUCUCAUGAGCUCAGUGAAUUCAAGCGUGCUGCCAUGAUAGGUUGCUGCCUGUGCAAUAAGUCCAUCCAUGAAACUUCCUUGGUACUAAAUAUUCCACGGUCAACUGUUAGUGGUAUUAUAACAAAGUGGAAGCAACUGGGAACAACAGUCAUAUGACAGCAUACCGCCACUGGACUCUAGAGUAGUGGAGACGUGUUCUCUGGAGUCACAAAUUGCGCUUAUCUGUCUGGCAAUCUGAUGGACGUGUCUGGGUUUGGCAGUUGCCAGGAGAAUGGUACUUGCCUGACUGCAUUGUGCCAAGUGUAA
Molecule: messenger RNA, 354 nt
Organism: Staurois parvus
Lineage: Eukaryota; Metazoa; Chordata; Amphibia; Anura; Ranidae
Source: the annotation of a GenBank genome assembly